CCCCACCUCUUCCCCUUGGCCUGGAUGAGACUGCCCUUACAAUGCGAUCAAUUCUCCCAGGGCUAGAGGUCAGGCUUUCCUCUUCUGCCCAUUCGCGAUGACACUCUCCGGUUGCUCACGUUGGCGCCUACGCCAGGGCUAUUUUCUCUGUCUGUUCUAUAUCACAGGCUUGUUCAUUUUUGCUUGUAUCAUCCUCAUCUGGUAUGGUGUCAAUUCAGAUCGCGAUUACAUCCACCCUCUGUUGACACAGUUGAUCCCCGCCGGUCACUGUGCAUGUCAGUCUUCCACUACCUUCCAGUGCUCGAGCUGCCUGACGUGUUCGCACCCGGGCCUGGCCCAACAGCUCACUCCAGCACCUAUAUGGGAGUUUCAAUCUGCUCGAGAUGGUAGUAACGAAGGCCUUGGCCGAGCCCAAUGCGUGGCCGCAUUCCCUGGCCUAUUUGAAGAUAUUCUUCGCGCCGCAGCCUUUUGGAAAAUGCACGGGGCACUUUCUAUAGAGGACUUGGACGAGAUUCCCCUAAGGUAUGGCAUGGUUCGAGCAUUCAUCCACGGCGGCGAGCUUCAUGUGGUUGCGGCGCGGUCAAAGGGCGAAGAUCACCGACGAAAGAUUGUAGCCGUGCUGGGCGCAAUUCACCGGGCACUGGUUGCAGAUGCCAAUCGUGCCGCGCGACAAGACAUAGAAUUCAUCUUCUCGGUGGAGGACAAGGUCGAGGAUGUGACCAACUCUGACCACCCCAUCUGGGCCCUUGCACGGUCUGCGACUGAGGAGGCGGUCUGGCUCAUGCCUGAUUUCGGGUUCUGGGCUUGGGAGAACGCCCAUAAUUCACUCGGGCCAUAUGACCAGGUUGUCGAACGUAUCAAACGCACGGAUGUCCCCUGGUCACAGAAGAAACAGCAGCUGGUCUGGCGAGGAAAACCUAGCUUUGCCCCCAAGCUGCGCCGCGCAUUGAUGGAAGUUGCUCGAGACCAGCCGUGGGGCGACGUGAAACAGGUCGACUGGGGCCAGCGGACAAAUAUAAUACGCAUGGAGAAUCAUUGCCAGUUCAUGUUCAUUGCGCAUGUGGAAGGUCGUUCCUAUUCCGCAUCCCUAAAAUACCGGCAGGCAUGCAACUCAGUUAUUGUGGCGCAUCGGCUGCAGUACAUCCAACACCAUCACUACCUUCUCGUACCGAGCGGUCCUCAACAGAACUACGUCGAGGUUGAACGGGAUUUCAGCGACUUAUCCGACAAGCUGGAACCUCUGCUGGCCGAUACAAGUCUUGCCGAGCGGAUUGCCAACAACAGCGUCCGAACAUUCCGGGAUCGGUACUUGACCAAAGCGGCAGAGGCCUGCUACUGGCGCAUGCUUUUUGAGGGAUAUGGUAGCGUCUGGAACAGCAGUGUCCCUGUGUGGUCGGAAGUGUAUCGGCGCGAACGAGGUCUCCGAUACGAGUCGUUCCUCUUGAUGGAUAGCCGGUUGAUGUUCGAUUUCGACACGCUGAGGUCGACUCACUUGUAACACGGUCGGCAUCAUGGGAUUCUCUGCGCAUAGGCUAAUC
Aspergillus sclerotioniger CBS 115572 is the source of this 1538-nucleotide messenger RNA. RefSeq lists its product as uncharacterized. Bases 98 to 1498 code for a protein of 466 amino acids. NCBI's taxonomy places the organism in Eukaryota, Fungi, Ascomycota, Eurotiomycetes, Eurotiales, Aspergillaceae. The transcript has 2 exons. The record is from RefSeq and is a predicted model, not a curated record.